Molecule: messenger RNA, 1808 nt
Organism: Empidonax traillii (willow flycatcher)
Lineage: Eukaryota; Metazoa; Chordata; Aves; Passeriformes; Tyrannidae
Gene: GUF1
Product: GUF1 homolog, GTPase
Exons: 14
Coding region: 559-1596 (345 amino acids)
Biological process (GO): positive regulation of translation
Cellular component (GO): mitochondrion
Molecular function (GO): GTP binding; mitochondrial ribosome binding
Source: RefSeq, a predicted model, not a curated record
UUUUCUCCACAGGGUCACGUAGAUUUCAGCUAUGAAGUGUCACGGUCACUGUCUGCCUGUCAGGGUGUCAUACUUGUAGUGGAUGCAAAUGAGGGUAUUCAGGCUCAGACAGUGGCAAACUUCUACCUUGCUUUUGAAGCACAGCUUUCAAUAAUUCCUGUCAUAAAUAAGAUUGACCUGAAGAAUGCAGACCCUGAAAGAGUUGAAAAACAAAUUGAGAAGCUGUUUGAUAUCCCUGCAGAUGAAUGCAUAAGGAUUUCUGCUAAACAAGGAACAAAUGUUGAAAAAGUUCUUCAAAAGGUCAUUGAGAAGAUCCCACCACCCCAGUGUAAUACUGCUGAUCCAUUGAAAGCCUUAGUAUUUGACUCCACCUUUGACCACUAUCGAGGGGUCGUAGCUAAUGUUGCACUCUUUGGUGGGGAGAUUGCAAAAGGGAAUAAAAUUGUGUCAGCACACACAAAGAAAAGAUAUGAAGUCAGUGAAGUCGGAAUUCUGACUCCAAAUGAACAGCCAACGCAUAAGCUAUAUGCAGGACAGGUGGGGUACCUGAUUGCUGGAAUGAAAGAAGUAACAGAAGCCCAAAUAGGAGACACACUCUUUUUGUAUAAACAGCCAGUGGAGCCUUUGCCUGGCUUUAAGUCAGCGAAGCCAAUGGUUUUUGCAGGAAUGUAUCCUGCAGAUCAAACAGAAUAUAAUAAUCUCAAAAGUGCUUUGGAAAGGCUGACAUUGAAUGACUCCAGUGUAACUGUUCAUCGUGACAGUAGUCUUGCCUUAGGAGCUGGAUGGAGAUUGGGUUUCCUUGGUCUUCUACAUAUGGAGGUUUUUAAUCAACGUUUGGAACAAGAGUAUAAUAUGUCGGUUAUUUUGACUGCACCGACAGUUCCAUAUAAAGCUGUUCUUUCUUCAGCAAAGUUGAUAAAGGAGUACGGAAAAGAUGAGAUUACUAUUAUCAACCCUGCUCAGUUUCCUGACAAAUUUUCAGUAUCAGAAUAUUUGGAGCCAACUGUUCUUGGUACUAUUGUAACCCCUCAUGAAUAUAUUGGGAAAAUUAUUACUUUGUGUCAGGAUCGCAGGGCAGUCCAGAAGGAUAUGUUGUACAUUGAUGAAAACAGGGUUAUGCUAAAAUACCUCUUUCCACUGAAUGAAAUUGUGUUGGAUUUUUAUGAUGCGCUUAAGUCUCUGUCUUCUGGCUAUGCAAGUUUUGAUUAUGAAGAUGCAGGAUAUCAAGCAGCAGACCUAAUCAAAAUGGAUAUUCUUCUAAAUGGAAAUCCAGUUGAAGAACUAUCUACUAUCAUACAUAAUGAUAAGGCAUACACUGCUGGUAAACUCCUGUGUGAACGUUUAAAAGAGGCCAUACCUAGACAGUUGUUUGAAAUAGCCAUCCAGGCUGCUAUUGGCAAGAAAAUAAUUGCAAGAGAAACGCUCAAAGCUUACAGGAAAAAUGUUGUGGCAAAAUGUUAUGGUGGAGACAUUACAAGAAGAAUGAAGCUUUUAAAGAGGCAGGCGGAAAGCAAGAAGUUGAUGAGAAAAAUUGGCAACGUGGAAGUACCAAGAGAUGCCUUUAUACGUGUUCUAAAGAGAGAAACUGACAAGUAGAGAUCAGUGACAUGAUCCUUCUCUCAACUUUUUUGCAGACAGUAGCAGAGUGAGCUAAUAUAUUGAUUUAUCACUGUGAGAGGGAACAUACUUGACUUUUAAUGGUGUAAAUUAAAUUAAGUAUAUGUGGGAAGAUGAAUUGAAAGGAGUGUGUACUUAAAAUGUACAGAUACAUGUAGAUUAUUAUGAAAUUAAAAGUUCACUUGACUGAA